This is a messenger RNA of Purpureocillium takamizusanense, 1911 nucleotides long. RefSeq lists its product as uncharacterized. The record is from RefSeq and is a predicted model, not a curated record. Lineage: Eukaryota; Fungi; Ascomycota; Sordariomycetes; Hypocreales; Ophiocordycipitaceae. The transcript is spliced from 2 exons. Bases 194 to 1702 code for a protein of 502 amino acids.
UGGAGAUCCGACACCUACUACUACUGCUACCACCACGAGCAGCAUUCGCUCAUUUCGAGUUAUAUCACCACCCAUAAAAGAGCCACGCGCGCAGCUUUGUGCCCAACGCGGCACACGCCACUGACCGAGCCUCUGACAAUGUCGCAUCCACUGUCCGGCCCUGCCGCGUCGCGCGUAUACACGACGUAACACGAUGACAUCCCAGCGGCAUCCCAAUGAGAACAAUAAGCGGCCGGCCAGCCCACGAGGCCUCAUCCCCAACCCGCUCGUCAAGAAGCGCAACCUCGCGUGGACACUCGCCAUCCAGGACCAUGACGAGCAAGCUCCCGAGCCGCAACAGCAGCUCCUCACAACCAAAGACGAGUCGCAGCCUGGCAAUAAAGCGGCAGCCGUAGUAGCAACAUCACCGCCGCCGCCGCCGCCGCCACCAUCCACCGCUGCCAUCGAGUCCGGCGCUGCCACCGUCGCCGACCACCUCGCCCACUUCACCGCGGUCCUCUCCUCGCACGUCCUGUCGCCGCCUGUCUCGCGCCCGCUCCUGUCCGUCUCCGCCCUCGCCUCCCUGUACGCGGCCAACGAAGGCAGCCCCCACGGCGCGCAUUUCGUCAUCCACCAGCAUGACCACCCCGUCGCGGGCACGCACUACGACCUCCGCCUGCAGAUCAACGGCUCCAGUAGCGCAAGCUGGGCCAUCAUGUACGGCUUGCCCGGUGACCCGAACAGCAAGAGGCUGAAUCGCAAUGCGACUGAGACGCGCGUCCACUCGCUAUGGAACCACCUCAUAGAGACAGCCUCGCCGCAUACCGGCAGCCUCCUCAUAUGGGACACCGGGACAUACUCCGUCCUUCCGCGGCGCAGCAAGCACGCCCCGCGCGAGGACCCCUCCUCGCAGCAGGACGCCUCCCCAUCACAUCGUUCCUCUCCCUCCUCGCCCGGCGCGCCGCCCGCCACGCGCCCACAGGUCCUCCUCGAGGAGGCGUUCCGCAGCCGCAAGAUUCGUUUGCGGCUGCACGGCAGCAAGCUCCCCGACCCGUACGUCGUGAACCUGCGCCUCACGAAGUCGGAGGACGCCUUCGGCCGGGCCAAGAGCCUGCGCACGCCUAGCAAUCGCAGGCGACGCGGGAGGACGGGUGAAGAAGGGACGCCACGGCGCGCUCAGAAGUCGAAACAGCAGCAGCAGCAGCCCGAGACGAGCGACUCUGAGGGCGAUGACGAUGACGGCGGCAGCGACGAUGAUGCGCACGUGGUGCCCCCAGGAGAGGAGGCCGACCCAGCCGCCCAUGUCUCCGCGCUCGAGCGCGAGGUCCGCGAGCUCGAAGACGAACAUGUCCGCCGCUCGAACGCCUACCCGGGAGCGCAUAACUCCAUCGGCAGCAUCCACCAACGGAAGUGGUACCUCUCCCUAGACCGGCGUGCCUGCGGGUUCGUCGAGUGGCGGCGCGGCCGAGGGGCCACGAUUUGGGAGCAGCAAGAUGAGGCGGGCCGGGGCGGCACGGAGGGCACGGAAACAGGAGAAGGCGGACAAGAAAGAGUAGUGGCUGCCGGGGGGCCUCCUCCCGCCCGGUUGACGUUUCCUUUCUACGUCCGCGGAGCCGACUAUGAGCGGAGCGUUGUCACGGGCCGGCGCGGGCAGGACAUCCUCAAGGAUGAAGGGGUGACCAGCUUCGUACCCAGAAAAGGAUGGGCCCCUGUCCUGAACUAGCCGGCAUGGCUUUCACAAAGGAUAUGGGAUCCAGCAGCAACUGUGACUUUGAGGCAAAUGACACGCCCUUGCGUUGCGGCUGCCCAAGCGUGUUCCUGUGGUUUACUUUCUAGGUAGCUAUAGAAUCAACAAGACUAUGGGCCACGAGCUAGGUGACCGCAAGCCGAUCAUAGCAGUGCGUCAAUUGCACGUGGUCGCCAUCUAACCAC